Cherax quadricarinatus is the source of this 1245-nucleotide messenger RNA. RefSeq lists its product as uncharacterized. The record is from RefSeq and is a predicted model, not a curated record. NCBI's taxonomy places the organism in Eukaryota, Metazoa, Arthropoda, Malacostraca, Decapoda, Parastacidae.
CUCACACGAAGGAGCCGCCAAGUUUACGUGAAAAUACCGAGAGGUGAACGUCAGUCAGUCAGUGAACGAGGUACACAAGGCAACUCCACCUACUGAACAGUUAAACGUUACGGACUGAACAUCAGUCAGACACUGUGUGAACUGCACAAGUCAACUGAACCUUUCUCACACGUUAACAAGGUGGAGAUGUUGAGAGGUGUGGUUGUUGUGGUGUGGGCGCUGAGCCUCGUCUGUGUCUGGGGUCAAACUGAUCUUCGACGGUUGUAUGAGAGUUCCAGCACCGUGUCUCUGACGUUGCUGGAGCUCAGGAAGGUCAUGAAGGAGGGUCAACCCCUGGCUAAAGACUACAACGUCAAGGUCAUCCUCGAUCAACAUGAAUCUCUUCCUUCCCUCAGUUACUGGGAUCUUGUCUUGAAAGACAGUGGAGGGAAACAGGGAAUAUACAAGAGCCAGGCCAACUCCUACACUCAAACAGAGAUAGAGUUUGAGACGGAUAUAACAGAUGUAAACUUCGUUUUUGUCGUGGCAAAGGAUAGUUCGAGCGCUGUUAUUGCAACAUCCUUUGAUGAGCUCGAGAUUAAAGACGGGAAAUCAAAACUGGCCUGGGUAGGAAGUGAGUACGUCUCCUCGAGGUCACAUCUGAGGGUGGACACGGGAUUCCUGCAGGAGGUGAAGGCUGGCGAGAUGAUAUGCAGGCAAAAAAAUACUCCUUGUUACUUCCUGAACGCUGAACUUCCUGAGGACAUCCCUCGCUGCUCCCCCAUUUUAUCGGGAGUCAGCAAGAACACAGUCAAUGUGUGCGACGACACCAUCACCAGGUUCCAAGGAACGGCGGAGAGCACACAAGUGGAGCGCAGUGGCAACAACCUGACUGUGAGGGCAGACUUCUCAACCGCGCCCUCCAAGGUGGAGGUGGUGGUGGUUGACCCCAGUGAUCCUUCCACAAUGCUGUCUCCUGAGGGUUACAAGUGCCAGAGGCUGGAGGACUCCCGGCACCCGGGUUAUUGUACCCAGCAACUGAACGGCGCCAAGGACCUGAAAAGACUCAUGGUGAUUGUGGUCGCCCUUGAUAGUGAAGGCUAUGUCUUAGAGUCCUCACUCACCAUGUAUGAUGGAGGAGAAACAAAUCGUCGACCAAGAAGAGUGCCUCCCGGGCCUCAGGGAACUACAGAGCUGCCAACACGAGGAUCAGCAAGAUGACGCUGUGGCCGCCUUGUUACACUUUUUGUGUGUUAAAUGUAGGUU